ACUGACUUUAUCGUAAUGUAAAACCGACAUGUAUUCCUUAUCAUUGCAACUAGACUCGGUCAACAUAUAAAACUGCGUAAAACUGUCUAUUCGCAUUCUCUCCUUAAGGUAAAUACAAAAUGGUUAAAACGUUUUUAACAGGAUUGAUCUUGCUGUGUGGUUUAGCACAUGCCAGCGCACAGUGUCCGAACGGAUGGAAAACAUAUGAUACCAGUUGCUACUUGUUCGGACACACACCGUAUUCCUUCCAUGAAUCACAGGUGUUUUGUCUUCAUUUUGGGGCAAGUCUGGUCAACGUUGAAUCCUACUACGAAAACAUGUUUAUACGUGGGGAGUUGGUGACUCUUAAAGCUCCACAACACUGGAUGGGUCUCACAGACGAGGUGACUGAAGGCAUCUGGACAUUUUACCCGUCCGAAAAAGUUGCCACCUUCUUAGAUUGGAGCCAUCACUUGAUUGAUUGGCCGCAACCCAACGACGGCCUUCGCGGAAACUGUGCUGCAUACUUCGAGGAGCAUGACUACCACUGGGUUGAUGAGCCGUGCAGCAGGGAAUUCAAUCCAAUAUGCGAAAUGCCGGUCAACCAUCCUCAUAUUGUAGGAUAGUGCACCGUCAAAGAAAGACUCUACCAGCAAUUGAUUCUGCACCCUUUACAGUAUUUUCUGUAACCACAUUGAACGUGUACUUGUCGAUGUAUUUAUCUUCUUUAAUAAUCAGCAAAACCAAAAAUGAAAAGGGUACAAAGCUAUAAACAUACAUCAAGUCUAAACACACGUGAAUUGUUCAACCAAUGGUAAUCAAACAUAUAAUUUCCUUUCCUAUGGUUAGAUUUUACACUUUGGAAUGAAUUUUCCAUUUAAAUAUCUCGCUUCAUGAAGGUCAUGGUCCUGUAAAUCAUUAGCGAUGCGGUAAUCUAGUGUUCCGAGAUUUACAAAACCGGUAAAAAUCACGCAAAUUAUUUUAUAGAUGGGAAUUUAUUACCAGCUUGAUAAUCAUGCGUUACCAAUUUGUUCUUAACUGAAACAUGUAAUUCGCAUCGCACUAAUGCAUUUAUCCCUGCGAAGGAUUUAUCUAGAAUACAAUUUAUAUACACACUCACCUAACUGCAUCUAUUAUUUUAUUUUAAAUACCACUAUAGCAUGCAUUUCCAAACAAAGUACACCAUAACUACCAUAAUGAUUUUUAUUAAAAUAAGUACUAAGAAUCUGAGUAAAACAUGCAAUGCGUUCUUGGAAACAGACAGCAGUGCAUGCAUUUAGUAUGUAAAGCUGAUAAACAUCUCAUCUUAAUCACAAGGAUGAUCCUCUUCAAGGUAUAGACCUUUUUAGUUUGUCGUUUUCAGACAUGACCAUUUAGAGUCAACCGAGAAGACCAAAGCUAAUUCACAAUAUUAAUUUCCGAACAAUUUCUUCUUACUGAGUUCUUAUGGUUCACAGUGCUACAUAUUUGUUGUUGACGUCAACACUUUAAUAACAAAAAAUCCAAAUUGCUCGGAAAAUAUGUAUCUGAAAAGCAGAAACAAACCCAUAUUUGCAAACUGCAGCAAUUUUAGUGACACCCAAAAAUACGACUAGUAUCUUACUUUACUAUUGUUUGACAUUAAUUAAAGACGCUUUGUUGAAAACGAGUGUUUUAUACGCUAGUAUAGAGCGACAUGCAUAAUGAAGUUAAGCGUCGUAAACAAUAAGUAAUUGUGCAUUCUUGCAAAUUCGGUAUUAAUUGUUAUUGUGAUUGUUUGUAAUAGAUUUUAUUGGAUCUACGGCGAACUGUUAUGCCCUUUAUUCGUUAUCAGUAUUGAAAUGUAUUCGAUAUUAUCCCUAGUAUUUCUGUAAGAUUCAGGAGAUACAGCUGUUAAGGAAAAAUACGUAUUGUCAUGCUUAUUUGAAUGACGUCAUCCUAUGAUAGUUUUUUUAUGAAACAAAGCUCAUGGUUUCAA
Molecule: messenger RNA, 1936 nt
Organism: Dreissena polymorpha
Lineage: Eukaryota; Metazoa; Mollusca; Bivalvia; Myida; Dreissenidae
Product: perlucin-like protein
Exons: 5
Coding region: 120-605 (161 amino acids)
Source: RefSeq, a predicted model, not a curated record